This is a messenger RNA of Esox lucius (northern pike), 3094 nucleotides long. It is a transcript of the gene prpf39, whose product is annotated as PRP39 pre-mRNA processing factor 39 homolog (yeast). The coding region runs from base 118 to 2568 and encodes 816 amino acids. Lineage: Eukaryota; Metazoa; Chordata; Actinopteri; Esociformes; Esocidae. Gene Ontology annotation, biological process: RNA processing; mRNA 5'-splice site recognition. The record is from RefSeq and is a predicted model, not a curated record. Gene Ontology annotation, molecular function: protein binding. The transcript is spliced from 15 exons. Gene Ontology annotation, cellular component: U1 snRNP; U2-type prespliceosome; commitment complex.
CAUGCGCAUCUUAUGUCUGCCCUUCCGAAGCUGCUGGAGAAUGCGUAGAAACGCGGCUACAUUUUAGUUACCAACGUUUAAACUAACGGAAAUACACAUUUGUUAGAAGAAAAUUUCAUGGAACAUACUGACCUGCACCUCUCAGAACAGCCCAUGACAGGGAUGUUGGACACGGACAGCCCUGUGAGUGGGGGAUCUCCUGCAAUGGAAGGCAAUGGAGAUGGCUUCCUGCCUGACCUUCCUGUUCUAACACAUGCUGCUGAAUGGACCAUGGACCAGGUUCCUCCUGAUAACCUCACAACGGUUAUUCAUGACUCAAAUUCAAACUCAGAGUCAGAUCAGUCAUCACCAGGGGUACUGCAGCGGGACCAACAGUCUGAUCUAGGGUCAGUUGAACAGGCGGUGCAGCACUUCCAGCUAGCAAGUGCAGAGCUAUUCCAGGCAGUGCACCAGGAGCAGGAUGGUUCCGAUGAGCAGUCCCGUUCUCCGCAGGUAGAACAACAGAAUCAGAUGGAGGAGUCGUCAGAAGAGAGCCAGGAUGGACAGAAGAACACGGCAGAGUCUCUGAUUCACGGCCAGCAGAUGUCUACGGCUAUUGAACAGCAACUGGAACAAGAGCCAGCCCAGCCACCAAUGGUUACAGAAGAUGGUAGUCCAACGAACAUGGAGCUGGAAGAAUUUAAGACUGAACAGGGGGAACCUGUUGAGGAACCCCCUGUCCCUCCAGAGCCUACAGAGCCUCUCUUACCUGCCGAGUUCGAGAAGCUGGCUAAAGGAUGUGAAGAGAACCCAGAAGACUUUAAUGGCUGGGUCUACCUUCUGCAGUAUGUGGAGCAAGAGAAUCAUCUUGGCGCUGUGAGGGCGGCAUUUGAUGCAUUUUUCCUGCGCUACCCUUACUGCUACGGCUACUGGAAGAAGUAUGCCGACAUCGAGAAGAAGCACGGCAACGCACAGGUGGCAGAGGAGGUGUACCGGCGGGGUGUGCAGGCCAUCCCCCUCAGUGUGGACCUGUGGCUCCACUAUCUGUCCUUCAUCAAGGAAAACGCUGACCCUGAAGACCCAGAGACUACGUCCCGCAUUAGAGCUGCAUAUGAGCAUGCUGUUCUGGCGGCCGGGACAGACUUCCGCUCUGACCGGCUUUGGGAGACCUACAUCAAUUGGGAGACGGAGCAAGGGAAACUGGCCAAUGUCACGGCCAUCUACGACCGCAUCUUGGGCAUCCCCACUCAGCUCUACUCACAGCACCUCCAGAGAUUCAAAGAGCAUGUGCAAAGCAACAACCCUAAACACUUCCUGUCAGAGGAGGAGUUUGUCCAGCUGAGGGUGGAGCUUGCUAAAGCCAAUAUAGCCCCAGUCAGUGAGGACGGAGAGGGAGAGGAAACGCCGCCAGUUGAGCCUGAGGAUCUCCCAGCCGGCACUGAGGACCUCCCAGAUCCUGCAAAGAGGGUGACGGAGAUCGAGAACAUGCGCCACAGAGUGAUCGAGUCACGCCAGGAGCUGUUUAACCAAAACGAGCAGGAGGUCAGCAAACGUUGGACCUUCGAGGAGGGGAUAAAGCGGCCCUACUUCCACGUCAAAGCCCUGGAGAAGACCCAGCUAAGCAACUGGAAGGAAUAUCUGGACUUUGAGAUUGAGAAUGGCACUCCUGAACGCGUGGUUGUUCUGUUCGAACGUUGCCUCAUCGCCUGUGCUCUCUACGAGGAAUUCUGGACAAAGUACGCAAAGUAUCUAGAGAGCUACAGCAUUGAGGGAGUGCGACAUGUGUACAAGAAGGCCUGCACCGUCCACCUGCCCAAGAAGCCCAACAUCCACCUGCUAUGGGCUGCCUUUGAGGAGCAGCAGGGGAGUAUUGAGGAGGCGCGUGGGAUCCUGAAGUCUCUGGAGGAGGCGGUACCAUCCCUGGCCAUGGUACGUCUGCGGCGGGUGAGUCUGGAGCGUCGCCACGGCAACCUGGAGGAGGCGGAGGCCCUGUUGAGGGAGGCAAUGACAUCGGGGAAGAACGCCAGCGAGACCUCUUUCUACGCCGUUAAGCUGGCCCGGCAACUGCUGAAGGUGCAGAGGAGCCUAACCAAGGCCCGCAAGGUCCUCCUGGAAGCCAUCGACCAGGACCAGACGAGUCCUAAGCUGUAUCUGAACCUCCUGGAGCUAGAGUACAGCGGAGACGUGCAGCAGAACGAGGCGGACAUCUUGGCCUGUUUUGACCGUGCGCUUAACAGCCCGCUGCCCUUGGAUUCCCGCCUCACCUUCUCUCAGCGCAAGGUGGAGUUCCUCGAGGACUUUGGCAGUGACAUCAACAAAUUGGUGGUUGCUUAUGAUGAACACCAGAAGCUUCAGAAAGAACAUGAGUCGACAAAGAGGAAAGCAGAGAAUGGUUCCCAGGAGCCUGAGUCAAAGAGACAACGGACAGAAGACCACUCCAUCUCAGGCCACAUGAUGCAGGGAGACAACUCCGCCUACAACUACAACUGGUACCAGCAGCAGUACAACAACUGGGGCCAGAACUCAUGGGGACAGUACAACCAGUACGCCCAGCAGUACAACCAGUACUACCCCCCUCCACCCACAUGAUGUCUCAGACGGCCAGAGAGCCUUCUGAGAGGAUUCGCAGAAGAAGCAUCCUUUCUACUCAGCCCAGUUGCUUAGCUCAGCUAGACCCUGUUCUUUGAUUGUUAUUUGAUGUCAUUUGUUUCCUUUUUUUCCAUUUGAUUGAAACAUUCACUGUCAUCACCAUCUCAACUUUCAGUCAUUCAUGGACUGGCUGCUUUUUGUGUUCUUUACGCAUGUGUGUCAGUGCAAAUUUCCAAAUAAUUUUAUUUCCCGCUUAGUUGAAACAAGGCAAAGUUAAUUUUGUUUUCUUUUUUUUUAUUGGAUGACUGAUUAGUUUGGUCCCUCAAUCUCUUGGGGAAACUAGUUGUUUGAUACAGGUUAUAGAUUUGUAUGGAGGUAGUGGUACCAGUGACACGCCUCCCUGAGCCUCUACACCUAAAAUGCGAGAUUUUAAAGAUUUCAAAGUUUUGGUUUCCUGGGACAAGAAGCGAAAUGUUUCUUUUUUUAAUUUUUGACCUAAUUUCAUAAUAAAGAGAUUGAUAUUGUA